Didymodactylos carnosus is the source of this 534-nucleotide messenger RNA. NCBI's taxonomy places the organism in Eukaryota, Metazoa, Rotifera, Eurotatoria, Philodinida, Philodinidae. The record is from the annotation of a GenBank genome assembly.
AUGGACACAAGUGAGCCUGGGCACGAUGAUGAAAGUGUAACGGAUACAAUUUGCGGUACAAGUGCAACUAAACAGGAUGAUGGGAUCUCAAUCGGCGAAGUAUCUGAAGGUGAAUCUUUAAAUAGUGAUGUAGAAGCGAGUGCUGUGGAGACGACUGGCUGUCAUGAUUUUGAUGACAUAGCGGAUUGGCCAACAAAUUUACAGAAUUCCCAAAUUGAAAAGAUAGUUUUCAGAGGACCAAUACGAGCUAACAUUAAUCAUUACCCAAAAGACGGUGUUGGGCGAUCAUUUAACAAAAUGUAUUUCCAACGAAAAACAGCAAAUGGUGAAUUAGUGGAUAGAAUGUGGCUUGUGUAUUCAUCCAAAUUAGAUCGAAUGUUCUGUUUUUGUUGCAAAAUAUUUAGUAGUGACGAAUUUGCUUUAGCAAAGGCAGGCACAAAUGAUUGGGGACACAUGGCGUUGAUUUUAAAGAGACAUGAACGAAGCACUGAGCAUUUUGACUGCUAUGGGAAGUGGAUUGGGAGUGGGAUGUAG